CGCCUCGUCGGUGCGAUGGCGACGGCGACGAUGGCGACCGCGGCCGGCGCGGCGGCGCUGCUGUACUACACGCUGAACCGCCGGCUGCAGACCGAGAAGCUCGACAGCGGGGAGGACUCGGACGGCGGGAGCGGCAGGGACGCGGCGGCCAGCGGGGCGCUGCUGGAGUCAUCGACCCCUAGCAGGAGCCGCGUGUCGCGGAGGGACGUGCGCGCCCCCGCCACCUGGCUCGAGACCAUCUCCACGCUCUCGGAGACGCUGCGCUUCACCUACUCUGAGACACUCGGCAAGUGGCCCAUCGGGGACCUUGCUUUCGGGAUAAGCUUCCUACUCAGGAGACAGGGAAACUUAUCUAUAGCGAGCAUAUAUGCUGGAGAUGAUAGUGUGGAGCUCAAAGGAGCUCCAGUAGUUACUGAGUUGAAGUAUCUUCUAAGUUUGUUGACACUGUGUUGGCACUUCUCCAAAAAGCCAUUCCCGUUAUUUCUGGAGACAAUUGGCUAUUCUGCGGAGGAUGUUCUUAUGCAAGAACCUAAAGCAGGAAUUUUGAAGCCAGCUUUCACCAUUUUAAUUGAUAGAGACAGACAAUGCAUACUUCUACUAAUUAGGGGAACCCACAGUAUCAGAGAUACCCUGACAGCUGCUACUGGUGCUGUGGUUCCAUUCCAUCAUACAGUAGUCCAGGAAGGUGGUGUUAGCGACUUGGUUUUAGGGUAUGCACAUUUUGGGAUGGUUGCAGCGGCUAGAUGGAUUGCAAAGCUUGCAGCUCCUUGUCUCACAGAAGCAUUACAUAUGUAUCCAGAUUAUAAUAUAAAGGUUGUUGGACAUUCACUUGGAGGUGGAACAGCAGCUCUCUUGACUUAUGUCCUCAGGGAGCAGCAGGAGUUUGCCUCUGCUACUUGCGUGGCAUUUGCUCCAGCUGCUUGUAUGACAUGGGAGCUGGCUGAGUCAGGGGAGCAUUUUAUCACUACAGUCAUCAAUGGAGCUGAUCUGGUGCCAACAUUUUCAGCUGCAGCAGUAGAUGAUCUUCGUUCAGAGGUGACAGCAUCUGCUUGGCUGAAUGAUCUCCGACACCAAAUCGAGCAAACUAGAAUCCUGAGCACUUUCUAUCGGUCUGCAUCUGCUCUGGGUUCACGGCUUCCUUCUAUGGCAAAUGCUAAAGCAAGAGUAGCUGGUGCUGGUGCCAUCCUAAGACCUGUAUCUACUGGGACACAGGUUGUAAUGAGGCGAGCUCGCAGUGUAGCACAGGCAGCAUGGACAAGACCAGGGCUACAACUAUCCUCAUGGGCGUGUAUUGGGCCAAGGCGUCGAAAUACUACUUCAUCUACCUCAAUUGUGACGUCAGAAGAAAUAACAACUUCCACUACAAGUGGUCGCUCUGAAGCCACUUCACUUUUGUCUGAGACCACUGUGGAAACCACACAGAUAGUUACAUCUGAAACUUCACAGUAUGCUGCAUCAGAAGAGGUUCAGAGUUCCAUUACAGCAUCUGAUGCUGUUAGCACCUUGGAUGACAAGGUAGAUAGUGACGGUGAGGACAUCAUCGAUCACCAUGUGGAUGAGGACAGGAUCAGCGAUGUAGAGCUGUGGCAACAACUUGAAAAUGAGUUGUACCGAAAAAGGGAAGAGGAGAAUAACAUAGUUGAAGAUAUGACUGAAAAUAAUAUUGCUGAAGAGGUGGGUGGCACAGCUCAAGAUGUCCUCAGUGAAACCAAUGAGAAGGAGGUGCACAGAUUUUACCCUCCCGGAAAAAUUAUGCACAUAGUAACCUCCAGGAAAUUAGCAGUCGUAGAUGAGGAGAUAGAAGCAGUCAUAGAUGAAGAGGAGAAUGCCAUUCAUCAUGAUGAAGAGCCUAUUAUUCUUCCAGAUGAUACGACCGGGGAGUCAGAGACGAGCAUAGGGAUCUACUUGACACCGAGAUCUUUGUAUGGCAAGCUGAGGCUUUCGAAGAUGAUGAUCAAUGAUCAUUAUAUGCCGAUAUAUAGAAGAAACAUCGAGCAGUUGGUUGCCGAGCUUGAGAAGGACUUGGCUCUGUAGGUUAUAGCCCUGACAAUACGGCUUGCUAGCCCAAACCUGAUACUCACACUUAGUUUCAACUGUUGUAAAAGCUGAUGACAUAGGGUAUUAGUUCCGUAUGUGUAUCUAACAUUACUGGAAUAAUAUCAAAGUGUUUAUCACAACUUCAAUCUCUGAAAAGAAAAUUCUUUAUCACAA
Messenger RNA from Lolium rigidum, 2211 nucleotides. RefSeq lists its product as uncharacterized. The record is from RefSeq and is a predicted model, not a curated record. The transcript is spliced from 7 exons. NCBI's taxonomy places the organism in Eukaryota, Viridiplantae, Streptophyta, Magnoliopsida, Poales, Poaceae. The coding region runs from base 16 to 2034 and encodes 672 amino acids. Gene Ontology annotation, biological process: lipid catabolic process.